AUGAAGAAAGAAAAAUUCAUGAAGCAACAUAAAAAUUGGAUCCACACAAAAGAACAGCAGACCUGGCACAAAGUGUAUCGGUCUCAAUCGAAAGGUCACUUUGAGGAUAGGGAAUAUUUAACUGUUGAUCCUAAAACCUAUGCAAAGGAAACCAAGUUAACCUACUUGUCAGCACUUUUUGCAGUGAACGGUCGCAGCUCUUUGGUACUAGGCAAUGCAAUGCACGAAAAACCAGCACUACUAUCGUCCAGCGGGCCAAAGAUGCCUGGGCAGGCAGCGACAAGAAGAGAUGCGAGGAUGGUGAGUAAGUGUCUGUGGUAUUGAAGACACGCCAGUUUUGAAAGAUGUUGAAGAAAUAUAUAUGAUUGCCGCAGCUUUUGGUUAACCGUUUUGUGAUGAAAGGGGCUGACUACAAAUUAGAACUUAUUUGGAGGAUUACGAUUACACACUAAACAGUACGAGAAUGUUCUCGAAAUCUCAUAAAGGUUUGCUCCCGUUUUGUUCUGCCCUACUUGACCGAAAAUGGAGUCUUGUCUUCAGAAAGCAGAAUGAGAGUUGCACGAGGUACAAGUGUUUGAACAAUUUAGAAAAUCU
Messenger RNA from Acanthoscelides obtectus, 594 nucleotides. The record is from the annotation of a GenBank genome assembly. Lineage: Eukaryota; Metazoa; Arthropoda; Insecta; Coleoptera; Chrysomelidae.